This is a messenger RNA of Sugiyamaella lignohabitans, 915 nucleotides long. It is a transcript of the gene FRE1, whose product is annotated as Fre1p. Bases 1 to 915 code for a protein of 304 amino acids. Gene Ontology annotation, biological process: iron ion transport; copper ion import; intracellular iron ion homeostasis. Lineage: Eukaryota; Fungi; Ascomycota; Dipodascomycetes; Dipodascales; Trichomonascaceae. Gene Ontology annotation, molecular function: ferric-chelate reductase activity. The transcript has a single exon. Gene Ontology annotation, cellular component: plasma membrane. The record is from RefSeq and is a predicted model, not a curated record.
AUGGGAUUCCAUCUGAAGGUUGUUGGUGAUAUUGAUUUCUUGUAUGCCUCAACGGCCUUUUGGGCCUCGAAUUACAUUAGUCGAUGGGUGUUGAUUCUGGCUUCUGGCGUUGAGUCCCGCGGAAUUGCUAAAUUACACCCUGGUGGAGUAAUUGAAUUAACGACAUCACAUACUGGUAUCUGGUCAUUCACUCCUGGAACGUACGUUUACCUACACAUAGCGAAAUGGAGUAAGGGAUGGCGACUAAAACCCUUUUAUAUUACCGAAGCCCCUGAGCAAUUUGAUGCUGGGAAAAUCAAGGCAAUUGCAUCAGUUGAAGGUUUUAUUACCGACUCAGCAUGUAACUAUCUUAGAAGACACCCUCAUGCGUAUGCCCAAGUAAAAGUUGUUUUAGAGGGUCCAUAUGGCAUGCACUGGCCCUUGUAUCAAUACGAUACUAAUGUCAUCAUAUGCGGUGGCCUAGGCGUAUCAGCAGGUUAUGGCUAUGCUAUGAGUUUAAGACAUUCAAGAGCUUCCAAAGUAAUAUUUGUAUGGUUGAUCUCGGAUGAGUGGCCCCUGAACUGGUUUAAUGAGCAACUGGCAUUACUGGCAGAUAGUCCCAACUGUGAGGUUCACAUAUAUGUGAAUGAUUUUUAUGAUGGACUGAGCACCCGCAAUAGUCACGAAAAGACAAUUACAGGAUCUAUUGCUUCCUUGUACCCUACAUUCCAGUCUGUGCCAUUACAGCUAUCAUAUGAAAGACCGAAUUUGCGCUGGGUUGUAUUUCAAAAUACUAUGAAAUCAGAAGCAAAUGUGGCUUUCCUUACAUGUGCACCAGAGUCAGUUUGUAGAGACGUGAGGUCAGCAAUAGGAGACAACAUUGACAAUUACAGAUCCGUCAUAGAUUAUUAUGAAGAAGACUUUGAUUUGCAUUAG